UGCGGGAGUUUGCAUUUAGACGCGGCAUCAAGGUCAUGGGGGUCGGGUUUUAGUGCUUCAACAUAGUAUGGCAUUCAAGAUGAAAGUAAAUCUAUUACUUUUUCAAACGAACAAUGUGCCAGACUCAGGGAUUAAGAGCAUUUUUUGUGACAGCCAACUGUAGCUACAUAGUUAUCAAGGCAACUAGAUUUGCGUAAUAAAAGCUAUUAGUGGUGAAAUUAUAAUACACUGACGGUCUUGAGUUACCCAUCAAGGAUUACGAUAAUUUGUGCUACUACAGACAGAGUAAAUGUCGGCAAAAUUUCUUUUGAAUGCUUGGUAUUAUUGAGAAUACUUGUAAUGCACCAAACGAACAAAUUUUAAUAUUCACCGUAUAAUCGGUACACAAUAAUGUCUCGUUGCAAUCAGUUACAAUAAUGUCACAUGUUGAUGCAUACCCAAGGUUUGCAGGUCGUGCACUGAAGAAUGAUUUGUCAGAUAAACUACUUAGUCCAUCUAAACAGGUUAGGUUCCGCCCGAAUGUAAUCACAAAUUCCUCUGAUCAUCUAGCUGACAAAGUGUCCUGGGAUUUUACUGAAUCUGGCCUCGAUGAAUUAACCAAUGUAACAUCAUCUUUUGGCAAUUCGGACUCCAUUUCCAUAUUGCAAAAUCGUUACCCACCAGAUAAUGCGCCAACACAAAGCCAUUUUGAUUCUAAACAAACAUUUUAUGAUGUAUCUGAGGCGAUGGAAAAUAAUGUCAAUAAAAUGUGUGAUCUUUCUGUAAAUACUGAAUGUCACCUUAAAGGCAGCUGUCAAAGUGUUUCAUUCCUCAAAACUACAGAUCACCUCCCUCAGCAGCCGUUAUCAUCCUGUGGUCCUGUAUAUAGUUCCAAAAACUGUCCUUCAGAUGCGAAAAGUUCAAGUGACCAAGAUCCCAGAGAACUACCCAGCUAUCCUUUUACGCAUUCCGAAAGUCUGUCCUUGUCAAGUUUGACAGAUUUAAGUUGCCUGGAUCCAGAUACAACUUCUUUUUGCGAUCCAGGCGAGGCGACUCUAAAUUUUUCACAACCAGUCUUCAAUACAACGAAAGCCUUAGAACGGGAGAUUAAAUCCCUGUCUAAGAAAGUCAACAGUGCUUCCAAAGAGCAUCCCGCUGACGAAAUACGCUUAGAAGCGGAACGUAUUGUAAAUGAAGCUUGUAAUACUCUUCCCGCUGGAGAUAACUCUAUCAACCCUUUAAUUCUCAAUCCAAGAAUCACUGUUAAUAUACCUGAAAAUGUAUCUAUGUAUGAAAAUCUUAUAGAUUUGACAGUGGAUGAGUCGGAAAUAGUACGUUUGGAGCGUCAACGAAUUGCAGCCCAGCGUAAACGGUUGAUCGAAGCGAAUAGGAAACAAAAUAUCAAAGUUUGAUGUUAUUGGAACGAAAAAUCAGUCACCAAGACCUAUUAUUAAACAGACAAACUACGAAAUCAACGGACAAAUAAAGAUUUUGUAGAUGAAGAUCACAACCGAAAGGAUUAUCCGGAAUAUACGAAAUUUUUGUUUGGUCGUAGAAUGAGAUAGUUAAACAACGAUGAUUACCAACUGCAGAAGUAGUGGAUGUUUUGGAAAGAAAUGUCAACUCCGAACCAUAGGAACGAAUCCCAAUUAAAAACCCGCCACUUAGACUCAAUGUGAUCUCGGACUAACCAUUCUUUAUUUGACUAGCAAUUACAAAACUGUACCUUUUUCAUAAACAUGACUAGUUUUUCCAUUGUUUUAUUUCGUGUUCAUACUAAUGGUCGCUAAUAAACUGUUCCAUUUCACAUUUUCGUAUUAGUUGUACUAAUUCGUGUUUUUGAAACAGGUAUAAUUUG
Molecule: messenger RNA, 1837 nt
Organism: Schistosoma curassoni
Lineage: Eukaryota; Metazoa; Platyhelminthes; Trematoda; Strigeidida; Schistosomatidae
Source: the annotation of a GenBank genome assembly